Molecule: messenger RNA, 1203 nt
Organism: Grosmannia clavigera kw1407
Lineage: Eukaryota; Fungi; Ascomycota; Sordariomycetes; Ophiostomatales; Ophiostomataceae
Product: giy-yig catalytic domain containing protein
Exons: 2
Coding region: 1-1203 (400 amino acids)
Biological process (GO): double-strand break repair via homologous recombination
Cellular component (GO): Slx1-Slx4 complex
Molecular function (GO): 5'-flap endonuclease activity; crossover junction DNA endonuclease activity
Source: RefSeq, a predicted model, not a curated record
AUGACCGCCCCUUCGCGGCCCAUCCCGGCCCUGUACACCGUUUAUAUUCUUCGCUCGACGAUGCGUCAUGCCUCGCUUUACAUCGGGUCCACACCAGACCCGCCCCGCCGGCUGAAGCAACACAACGGCGAGAUUCGCGGUGGUGCAGCGCGGACUUCUCGAGUAAGGCUGCGGCCAUGGGAAAUGGUCGGGCUGGUGUCGGGCUUCCCUGGACUGAUUGCGGCCUUGAAGUUCGAAUGGGCACUGACGAAUCCCCAUCGCUCGCUCCACAUCCCGUCAGAAUCACGCUUGACUGUAUCGAAAAAGACAAAGAAGAGCGGCCACUUGCGAAAGCCGAGCAAGAGCAUGCAGUCGAUUCUUGCCAACCUACAUCUGCUCCUGCGCGUGCCCAGCUUUGCGCGCUGGCCGCUGCGACUGCACCUGUUCGUUCCCGAGGUGCAUUCAGCAUGGCAGAAAUGGUGUGCAACGACCGACCUGCCGAUGCCAGAUACCUUUGAGCUCGUCACAGAUUUCGGACCGACAGAGCCCCAACCUAAGCAGCCUCGAGGACGAGCUCGCGACACCGCCGACACGGCGCCUUUGACACCAGAGGACGGAGAAGCGCUGUGGGGAAUACACGCGCUGCCGCUGGAUUACACACCAUUGCGUGACUACGUCGACAAAGCACGUGACAUUUUUACGUUUGAGCGAGAGGGCAGCUGUGCGAUAUGUCACGAGCACAUGCCUUCAGGGCAGGGCCUCUAUGCGGUCUGCCCAAACACGUCUUGUGAGGCCGUAGGACACUUGUGUUGCUGGAGCCAGCACGUUCUCCUCAGCGAGGCCGACGCCGAAAAGGAAGGCAUUCUCAUACCAGUUCGAGGGAAAUGCCCAAAAUGCGACGGGAAGGUCGAGUGGAGUGACAUGAUGAAGGAGCUGACGCUGCGGUUGCGGGCGCCGAAAGAGGUGGACAAGCUGGUCAAGACGAAGCGGCGGCUGGAAAAGGCAGCUAAAAAGGCGGCAGACAGGCCUAGGACUGCUGCCGCAGUCGAGUCGCCGAAGAAGCCGACAGCAGCCACAAGACGGAGCCCUGCAAAGCGCACUGGUAGGGCCGCUAAAGCGCCGAAAGAGACAGCACCCAAGAGGAAGACAAAAGGCAGCACGACAGCCAAGUCAAAGCAGACCAGCUCGCCGGAGGUCAUCGUGCUGGAAAGCAGCGAAGAAUGA